AGCGCUGCUUUUCAGGCUCAUGCGCGUCAGUGGGUCGCUUCCUUGCUUUGCCCUUGCGUAGGAAAUUCGGCGUGUUUUGUCGUUAAACGUUAUUGUGGUGGAAGCAGAACCCGUUAGUGCUCUUCAGCAUGUCUCUCGCUGCUGAGGCGUUCGUCUCUCAGAUCGCAGCUGCGGAGCCAUGGCCGGAAAACGCCACGCUCUACCAGCCUUUGAGAGAGGAUCAGAUCCUCCUGUCUGACUGUGCAUCAUCUUUGGCAGUUCAGGCGUACCUGAGGAUGUUGGGGCUGCCGGUGCGAGUUCACUGUCGUGCCAACGCUGAGUACAUGUCGCCAUCAGGGAAAGUUCCUUUCAUUCAUGUCGGUAAUCAGGUCGUUUCAGAGCUCGGAACGAUCGUGCAGUUCACACGUGCCAAGGGCCACUCUCUGAGUGACAGCCUGGACGACGUGCAGAGAGCUGAGAUGAAGGCGUACAUGGAGCUGGUCAACAACAUGCUGCUCACAGCAGAGAUGUAUAUUCAAUGGUGUGAUGAAAAUACAGCUGCAGAGAUCACGAGGCCACGUUACAGCAGUCCGUACUCAUGGCCUCUGAAUCACAUUCUGGCGUAUCAGAAACAGUGGGAGGUGCGUAGGAAGAUGAACGCUAUCGGCUGGGCGGGAAAAAGUCUUGAACAGGUGUAUGAGGAUGUUAGUCAAUGUUGUCAGGCUCUCUCACAGCGACUUGGAACCCAGCCUUUCUUCUUCAAUAAACAGCCGACCGAACUGGACGCCCUGGUGUUUGGUCACCUCUUCACAAUCCUGACCACGCGCCUCACCUCCGAUGAGCUCAUGGAGAAGGUGAAGUCCUACAGCAACCUGCUCUCCUUCUGCCGAAGAAUAGAACAGACUUAUUUUGAGUCCCAGGACAGAGACAGCCAAUCGGGUGCCUUGGAUUUCUCAAAAGGCCCCUCCCUUAUGUAAGGCUCCGCCUCGCUUAUGUUAGACCUCCUCGUUUAAACGCUGAUCUGAUUCUGACUGACUCUGAGCCAUUAUAUGGUAAUAAAUCACACACAGAUUAGUGAAAGAAAGGAGGACGUCAGAUCAUUCAGAGCCACCAGACAAUCCUCAGUGUUUAAAUGUACUCUUCUUUCCAUCUGUCUGUUUGAACAAUAACUACAUAAGAAGGUCUGAAUAGUUUAGAUCAGGAUUAAAAUAUCUACCAGGUGUGAUGUUUAUUUUACACACAAAUAGUUCUGGGUUUGUGUUUCUCUUAAGACCAUGUUUAAAAAAAAUAUUGUAACUCCUAAAUAAUCCAUUGUUUGAAGAAAUGUACAUACCUGCAAUUAAAGCUGGCAACCUGCACAUGAA
Silurus meridionalis is the source of this 1343-nucleotide messenger RNA. It is a transcript of the gene mtx2, whose product is annotated as metaxin 2. Lineage: Eukaryota; Metazoa; Chordata; Actinopteri; Siluriformes; Siluridae. Gene Ontology annotation, cellular component: SAM complex. The record is from RefSeq and is a predicted model, not a curated record. Bases 129 to 956 code for a protein of 275 amino acids. The transcript is spliced from 10 exons. Gene Ontology annotation, biological process: mitochondrion organization.